Molecule: messenger RNA, 1958 nt
Organism: Orycteropus afer afer
Lineage: Eukaryota; Metazoa; Chordata; Mammalia; Tubulidentata; Orycteropodidae
Gene: MCRS1
Product: microspherule protein 1
Biological process (GO): positive regulation of transcription by RNA polymerase II
Cellular component (GO): NSL complex; MLL1 complex; Ino80 complex
Molecular function (GO): protein binding; G-quadruplex RNA binding
Source: RefSeq, a predicted model, not a curated record
CCGGAAGUAGAUGUGCCUCACGGAAGCCGGCUUUGGCCCUGCGGCAUCUGCCGUCGCCGCGGAGAAAUUGUUGGUGCCGGCAGCCUAGGAAUGACUCUCUUCUCAGCUUCUACGCUCACCUGGUCAGAAUCCUUGGAUGAGCCUGUGCGACCCUUCCUUCUAGCACUGUGGUUGGGAACCAGUGGCUUUGGGACUGUAAGAGGAUGGACAAAGAUUCUCAGGGGCUGCUAGAUUCAUCCCUGAUGGCAUCAGGCACUGCCAGUCGCUCAGAGGAUGAAGAGUCACUGGCAGGGCAGAAGCGGGCCUCCUCCCAGGCCUUGGGCACUAUCCCUAAGCGGAGAAGUUCCUCCAGGUUCAUCAAGAGGAAGAAGUUUGAUGAUGAGCUAGUGGAGAGCAGCCUGGCCAAGUCUUCUACUCGGGCAAAAGGGGCCAGUGGGGUGGAACCCGGCCGCUGUUCAGGGAGCGAACCCUCUUCUAGUGAGAAGAAGAAGGUAUCGAAGGCCCCCAGCACUCCUGUGCCUCCCAGCCCAGCCCCUGCCCCUGGACUCACCAAACGUGUGAAAAAGAGCAAACAACCACUUCAGGUAACCAAGGAUCUGGGCCGCUGGAAGCCUGCAGAUGACCUCCUGCUCAUCAAUGCUGUGUUACAGACCAAUGACCUGACAUCUGUCCACCUGGGUGUGAAGUUCAGCUGCCGCUUUACCCUUCGGGAAGUCCAGGAGCGCUGGUACGCCCUGCUGUAUGAUCCUGUCAUCUCCAAGCUGGCUUGCCAAGCCAUGAGGCAGCUGCACCCAGAAGCCAUUGCAGCCAUCCAGAGCAAGGCCCUAUUUAGCAAGGCUGAAGAACAGUUGCUGAGCAAAGUAGGAUCGACUAGCCAGCCCACCUUGGAGACCUUCCAGGACCUGCUGCACAGACACCCUGAUGCCUUCUACCUGGCCCGGACUGCCAAGGCUCUGCAGGCCCACUGGCAGCUCAUGAAGCAGUAUUACUUGUUGGAGGACCAGACAGUGCAGCCGCUACCAAAGGGGGACCAAGUACUGAACUUCUCUGAUGCAGAGGACCUGAUAGACGACAAUAAACUCAAGGACAUGCGAGAUGAAGUCCUGGAACACGAGCUAACAGUGGCUGACCGGCGCCAGAAACGAGAGAUUCGGCAGCUGGAGCAGGAACUGCACAAGUGGCAGGUGCUAGUAGACAGCAUCACAGGCAUGAGCUCUCCAGACUUUGACAACCAGACGCUGGCAGUGCUGCGGGGCCGCAUGGUGCGGUACCUGAUGCGUUCCCGAGAGAUCACUCUGGGCAGAGCAACCAAGGAUAACCAGAUUGACGUGGACUUGUCUCUGGAGGGUCCAGCCUGGAAGAUCUCCCGGAAGCAAGGUGUCAUCAAGCUGAAGAACAAUGGUGAUUUCUUCAUUGCCAAUGAGGGCCGGCGGCCAAUCUACAUUGACGGACGACCUGUGUUGUGUGGCUCCAAAUGGCGCCUCAGCAACAACUCUGUGGUGGAGAUAGCCAGCCUGCGGUUUGUCUUCCUCAUCAAUCAGGACCUCAUAGCUCUCAUCCGGGCUGAGGCUGCCAAGAUCACACCACAGUGAGGGGUGGUGGCAGACUUCUAGGCUCUCUCUGGCCUUAGUUUUCCCUGCCAUUUUAGGCCCCUUCAGCUGGGAACUCAGGCUUAUGGAAAAGCCUGCCCAGAGUGGACAGCAGGAAACCCAACUGCUGGCCUCUGGAUUUGAGCCUUUGAGGGAGGGUGGGGCUGGGCACUGGAAGCCAGGUAGAGGCUGGGACCUUCUACCUUCCUGAGAGCCAGAACCCCUUCCCCUCCUCCUCUGCAGACCACCCUCCUCUUCCCCCAAGAUUUCCACCUUCACUCCUAUGUCUCUAGCUGAUUAGCUUCAGACUUUUCCUUUGUUUUUUUUUUUUUUUUGUAAAUAAAAAGCACUGAGUUCCAAAGGUAGUUU